This is a messenger RNA of Athalia rosae (coleseed sawfly), 3114 nucleotides long. RefSeq names its product coiled-coil domain-containing protein 39 (gene Ccdc39). The record is from RefSeq and is a predicted model, not a curated record. Lineage: Eukaryota; Metazoa; Arthropoda; Insecta; Hymenoptera; Athaliidae. The transcript has 11 exons. Gene Ontology annotation, biological process: cilium-dependent cell motility; cilium movement; inner dynein arm assembly. Gene Ontology annotation, cellular component: axoneme. Bases 143 to 3064 code for a protein of 973 amino acids.
UCGAUGUAUGUCACGGUAACACGUCUGCUAAGGAACUGUCAUGCAAUGUUUGUUAGUAGUUUGAUUUUUAUAACAACCGGGUAUUGAAUGAGAAAUAGAUACGACGAAAUAUUCUAAUUGUCGGACGAAAAGUAGUGCAAAAAUGGUAUUAAUUGAAGAGGUGCUCACGGAGCUCGGGUGGGACGAUGGAUUUCGUGUGCCUGUCGCUAAUGCGGAAAAUAAAAAACUCGAAGAGGAGAUUGAGAAGAGAACGAAGUAUAAAAGUAGUUUGAGCUUGGAGCUGGAGACAAUGACUCGUCGGAUUGAUUCCAUGAAGAAUCAUGCCACAACUAUUGCCAAGGAGCACGAACAAAAUCAAAAACUGCUUAACGCACACUCGAUGCAGCUGGAUAGUGAAGAUCAUUUGUUCAGGCUUUGCAACAGUACCAGUUCAAAACUUGGCCAGGAGGUGCGAGAGUUUGAAAAGGAACAGCGUGAUAUCGCUCACAGAAUUGAGCUAAGAAAUGAUGAGCUCCGCAAACUCGUAGAAAAGAUUGAAAUUCUCAAACGGGAAGCUAAAUUUGACAAGGAUCAGUUGCUACAGUGGGAAGAAGCCUUGCAAAGGGGUGAAGAAGACAAUAAGAUGAUCGAGAUGUACAUGAAAACUGACAGUAAGAAAUUUAAGGAACUUGAAUUAAAACGGCAAAAGCUACGACUGCAGGUCGAAGGUUGUCGCUCGUCGAUUAUUACGGUGGUGAAUGCUGUGUUUGAAAUGGAAAACGUUCUUGACAAAACUGCCAGGCUCUACAGUGGGGCUUUGAAGGAACGUCAGCAGCUCAUCGAUCAGUGGACACAUAGUGUGCUUGUACUUAAACAGAGAGACAGCGAGAUUCACAAGGCUCUGAGGGAGAUCGACAAGUUACGCGAACUCGGAAAAGAAAAACUGGAGGUUUUACAAGAGGCAGAAAAAUUUCUGGAUAAUCAAAUAAGUAAUAACAAACAGCUCGAAGAGUAUGUCAGGCAGUUGGAAAAAAAACUCGUGACAACUAAAGAUGAGCGUUUAAAACUUUUGGAGACGUUUGAUGCGUAUACAACAGAACUUCACAUCUGCAAAAAGACACUUGCCAACAUGGCCCAGCAGGUGCAAAAUAUAAGAGCGAAAAGAAAACGAGUGAAAGAUGAGGUGGAAAACCGAAAUGUUAAGUUGGAAGAAUGGAGAAAGCAGAUACAAGAGCUGAAGGAAACUUAUGAAGACAUAAACAAUCGGGGAACAAAUAUUGCAGAGCGAACCAAACAGCUCGAGAACAUGAUAGAGAAAGAAGAAAAGUUUCAAAGUCUAAUCAUAAAGGAGGUUAAUCGCUUUCAAGGAUUAAGUUUACGAACCACCAGUCGAAUAGCGGAGCUUGAGAAUGAGAUCAAAAUAUUAGAAGUGCAAAUACAGAAUGAGCAGAAAAAAAUAGAAUUGCUCAUGAUUUUUGGCACCAAAGAAGAGAAAAAAUUGAAGGAGAAGAUGGAAGCCAUAUAUCACCAUGAUAUUGAAAUUCAAAAAGCACAUAUCAAGCUCAGACAUUUGACCGGAGCAGAGCAGGACACAGCCGUUGUUGAAAAAAAGAAAAAAGCAAUUGAAGACCUGCAAAAAACUUUGAAUGAGAAAACCGAUUUACUGAAAUUACUUCAAUCCCAGAUCAACACACUGGAGCAUGACAUGAAGAAAUUAUCAACUAGCAUAGCAAGUGACGAGGCACAGUUGCAGUUUCUUAGAAAUAAAAAACAGGACCAAAUGUUACUAAUGGAGGGAGGUGUAAAGCAGUUGAAUAUUGUGAAGCUUCGCAAUGAGGAAACUCAAGUUACCGAAAAUAUUCUAAGAUUGAGGAUAUCCCAGGCCGAACAAACGAUUGCAAAUAUAGAAAACAAAGUCUAUAAUCUAGAAAAAUAUAAGCUGCAAAUACAAGCGGCUAUGCAAGAACGACGAGUGGAAAUCAAAGCCCUGACAGAAGCUUUGAACAUCAAGAAAAGGGUAGCUGCAACUGAGUCUUCGGAAUUACGUCUAUUGAUUGGCGAACGCAAAAAUCGAAUACAGCAGCUUCAAACUAGGUACGACAAUCUCAUGUCUUGUUUGGGAACAACAGAAGAUGGGACCCCUUUGACAACAACGUAUAUCAAAAUAAAAAGUGCCCAAGAGAAAUACGCCUUGCAGGAGCAGGGAGACCAAUUAGAUGAAACGAUAAGAAGAACUGAGUAUGAAAUUCAGAGUAUGGAGAACACCUUACGGAUUGUAAAUACAUCAAAUGAUAUGUAUAAAAAAAGUUUGGGGCUCGUUGAUGAGAGUGGCCCGGAGCAAUUGGAACAAAAAAAAUUGAACGAGGAAAUGUAUAGUGAGCUGGAAAGAGUCAGACGGAGCAGAGCUCAGUUGGAAGAGGUCAAAGGUGAUUUGAAGAUCAUGGAAGAUAAUUACAACCAACUGUUAGCAGACAUAGAUAAAGCGAAAGAAGAACAAGCUUGGAAGCGACGCUGCCUACAGAAUUUGGAAAAUCAGAUCACCGAUCAGCAAGAAAAGCAGCUGAGGGCUGACAAGAGCUUCCGUAAGCUCUAUAAAAGUAUUCAGAACGCGAGUCUCUGCACUGACAACAACCUGAUCUCAUUGCAAGAGAAAGACAUUGCGAUCCGUGAACUCCAGGAGCAAAAUGGCCUAGCGCUUCAGCACAUAACCGAAUUGACUGUUCGCCAUGCCGAAGCUGAACCCUAUGUCCGAAAACUAAUGUCAGAGAAGAACAUGGUAUUACCGUGCACCAACUAUUUAAAGCCAUCGCCAACUCCUAGUCGAUGUCAGAGUAGCGCAAGCUCUAUAUCAACAAAAAUGGCAACCAAGAAGACAGGGCAGGGAUACUCUACUAUUUGCCCAUCAACCCCAGAAAGCCUUGGCUCUAUCCUGAAUAUAGAAGCACACUUCAGUGACGAAAGUACACGUGGGGGGUCAAGGAAGUACACAAAGCCUACCAUACGACCUAAGAAAUCAUCAUCGUCGCGGUGCAGCACUUCAUCCUCUUCAUCAAACAGCAAGUCUAGUCUUGCGAAGCGGAAAUAAUUCAAUUAUACUAUUUCAAAAUUAUCAAUAAAAUUUUUUGUCAAACCCUA